AUGGCGGCUGAUGUAGGGUUAGCAAAGUUGCCGCCACGAAAUAAAGCGACUGUCAUGAUUCUGGGAAAUCAUUCUUCCGGCAAAUCUUCGUUCAUCAACUGGUAUCUGAAGGAGAAUGUUCUGCCUACUGGAGCUGCUGUGGAGAGCCGUGGCUUCACUCUCGUUUCUCAGAGUGAAAAAGAAGCGCCUCCUUUGAAGGGAGAAGCAACUCUGCGAUACUUCCCGCAACUCAAAGGGAUUCAAAAGUUUGGAAAGGGAUUGAUCGAGAAUCUCAGCACGAUCGUUUCAAUUUCGCACGAACGCUGCUUCCCUGACGUGGACUUCAUCGACACUCCUGGAUUGGUGGAUGGGAGCGUGGAGUAUCCAUUUGAUGUAAACCGCGUCAUCCUGUUUCUCGCUGAUUUUGUGGAUCUGAUCUUCGUUUUUCUGGACCCUCACGAGCAAGCUCUGGGCUCUCGCACGAUGGAAGUGGUCAAACUUCUCAACGAAAACCAUUACGACAAAAUGUGUUACUACUUGACAAAAAUCGACACUUUAAAUUCCAUCGCGGAUCUUAUGAAAGUAGCGAACCAAACAACGCAAAACCUGGCUCUUCGUGUCAAAAACACGCACGGUUGGGAGCUUCCGACGAUUUACCUCACAUCCGACGAUAAACUCGAAGAAGACAACGAAUUCCGCGAGGUCAACAUGAUCUCAAAGAUUUGCGAUCGCAUCGACUUGGUGGUGAAGCAAAAGAUUCAGGACAAUUUGUUGGUGUUGGAGAAGGAUUGCAAUGCCAUUCUAGCGAAAACCGAAUCGGAGCUGCAUCGAAGCAUUCGAUCCAAUGCGCGAAUGACUCGCCUGCGUCAUUACCGCAAUUGGAACAUUGUUUUUUGGGUGUUGGGGCUGCUUUGCAUGGGUUUGUAUGUGGCAAUGCAGUUCGUGGAUGAGGGCAAAACGAUCCAGGAAGAAACGAAUUCGGUGUGGAGGACGCUUCAUUGGAUGAAGACGCAGAGCAGGGGAUUGUUGCCUGCGUUUUCGGUGUUGUCGACGGUGAAAUGGGUGGCGAGUUUGUGCGGGAUUCAUGGCGGAAUGCUGCUGAUUGUGCAGCUUCUGAUGGGGUGCUGGAAAGUGCCGUCGAAGGAGAAAUUGGGGCAGUUGCAGGCGAAUCGGAAGGGGUUGAAAGCGAUGAUCGGUUAUCGAGAAGAGCUGUAUAAUCAGUACAUUAAGUUUUGGAUUGUUUGUUAGUAAUAGGGUUAAGAUUGAUUGGUGUUGGUAGGUAGGUUAAUUGGUUGAUUCGUUUUCCCCUUGCUCACAUGGUUACAAUGUACAUUGACUCGAUUGCUCCUCGUUUCAUACACUCAAACAACAAAAGAUUGAUUCACUAGCGAGAUCCGCUCCGAAAUCUCCUGCACUACGCUUCACACACACUCGCAAAACUUUACAAAGCUCCUCGUUCACGAAUCCUUCACUGCUACUCGCUGGCCAAGCGAGCGAAGCGGAGAGAGGAUCAGUCAAUUCGCCUGUCGUGUACUGAGUGAAGAUUUCACGCUUCCGAAGAUACUCUCCGUAGAGCAUUUUAUUGAUUUGAGAAAUCCAUUGAACACAUUCCGACACAGAAAUCGAGAUUCCAGAGCCCUGAAUAGCGAUACUACCUACUGGAAUGGUCUACAAACGGGAAAUAAAAAUCUGAAAUCCUACAGGAAAGUUAUUAAACGCCUCUGUUUCCAACUUCAGAAUCUCGUUUAUCACUAAAGCAUGCAUAGAGCUUCUACAAAUCAAUAGGACACACCACAAAAACAAUUGCUGAGAUAUAAUCCGCCAAUUGUUCUCAAUAUCCAUGGAAAGCUUCUGGGCAAGCACAUGCGUGGCGCCUUUCCAAGAAACGAGUACUCCCACAGCAUAUCUCGAUCCAGCUUCGUCCAAAUCAUUUUCUCCCUGACGAACGGCCGAUAAACGACGACUCAGUCCACAAAGAGAGUUGAAAGCAUCACACAGCACUUGCUCGUAUUCUCUCCACGCCUCUACCUAAAUAUAGGAAUCAAAACAACAGAGAACGUACCUUUUUCAACACUCGCACAAGCAACUUGUAUGCUUGGUCAUUUUUCUUGUUCAUACCCACAAAAUGACCGACUUGAUAUGAAAGGCCAACGCACUGACAAUUUUUUUGAUUCCCAUUCUGAGUAUGGAGGUAGAAUUGGAUGUUGAGGCAUUGAGAGCCAAUCUUCGAACAGACGGAAGACAAAAGAAUGCCAUGAGGGAACUUCGCAUGGAGAAAGGUUCUACCUAUCGUGCCGAUGGCUCGAGCACUGUCUCCCAUGGAAACACGACAGUGGUAACAUCAGUGUAUGGACCCAAGAUGAGUAGCUCCAGGCCAGCAAAUAGUAGCAACAAGGCAAAUAUCACAGUGAAUAUAGGCUAUACAAACGAGAAAAACAGUAGGAGAACGAUUGGCGUGUAAUACACUGUCCAAAAGUUGCUGGAAAACGUGAUUCAGUGUUCUCUCUUUCCCAAGACAGAUAUUUGUAUUUACUGCCAAGUAAUUUGUGAUGACGGAUCUCUCCUGUCCACAAUCCUGAAUUCUGUCAUGUUAGCGCUUGCCGAUAGCGAGAUUCCGCUCACAACCAAAUACGCGUCCGUUAGUUUGUUAUUGUCCGCAAAAGGUGAAGUUCUGCCUGAUCCUUGCAAGGAAGAGGAGGAAGGAGUUGAUGAUGAUGUCUGUUGUUUGACUUGUAGAAUCUGGGAAAUGCGACGAUUGCCUAUAGUGAAGAAGGAGAAGUGAUGACGUUGGAAACCUUCGGAAUCCUGUCUGAUGAAACGUUGAAUUCGAUGUUGUCGCUGGGUCGUGAUUUGUCAAAGCGUAUUUUUUAUCUGUUCGAUCACGAACUUUUGGCAUAAUU
Blastocystis hominis is the source of this 2879-nucleotide messenger RNA. RefSeq lists its product as hypothetical. NCBI's taxonomy places the organism in Eukaryota, Bigyra, Opalinata, Blastocystidae. Gene Ontology annotation, molecular function: GTPase activity. Bases 1 to 1227 code for a protein of 408 amino acids. The record is from RefSeq and is a predicted model, not a curated record. The transcript has 6 exons.